AUGGGAGGCUACAACCUCCCGCAGGACCAGAACGGCGCCAACAAGAAACCCCUGUUUGACAAGAUCAUGAUUGCGAAUCGUGGCGAAAUCGCUUGCCGCGUGAUCAGGACCGCCCGCCGACUCGGCAUCAAGACGGUCGCUGUCUACUCGGACCCCGACAAGGACUCCAUGCACGUCAAGAUGGCCGACGAAGCGUACUGGAUCGGUCCCGCCCCGUCAGCCGAGUCGUACCUCCGCAUGGACCGCUACAUCGACAUCUGCCGUCGCUCGGGAGCGCAGGCGAUCCACCCUGGAUACGGCUUCCUCUCUGAGAACGCCGAAUUCGCCAAGCUGCUCGAGAAGGAGGGCAUUGUCUUUAUCGGUCCGCCGAAGGAGGCGAUUCGCGCGAUGGGUUCCAAGGCAGAGUCGAAAGACAUCAUGCUCGCCGCCGGCGUUCCGUGCAUCCCCGGCUGGCACCCCUCCUCCUCCAUCCCGGCCGGCGAAGACCCGCAAUCCCUCCCCUUCCUCCUCGCUCGCGCAGACGAGAUCGGCUACCCAGUCUUGAUCAAAGCCGUUUCGGGCGGCGGCGGGAAGGGCAUGAAGAUUGUUGGGAAGAGGGAGGAGUUUGCGGAGCAGUUGGAGAGCGCGAAGAGGGAGGCUAGGAAGAGUUUUGGAGAUGAUGAGGUUUUGUUGGAGCGGUACAUCACCAGGCCGAGGCACGUCGAAGUCCAAGUCUUCUCCGACUCGCACGGCAACCACCUCUCCCUCUUCGAGCGUGACUGCUCCGUCCAGCGCCGGCACCAGAAGAUCAUCGAAGAAGCGCCUGCGCCGGGCUUGCCGAACGAGUUGAGGGAGAGGCUGUAUGAGGAGGCGAGGAAAGCGGCGAGGGCUGUUGGGUACCGCGGAGCGGGGACCGUCGAGUUCAUCCUCAAUGCCGACAACAUCGACGAGUUCUUCUUCUGCGAGAUGAACGUCCGGUUGCAGGUCGAGCACCCAGUCACAGAAGCGGUUACGGGCGUCGACCUCGUCGAGUGGCAGCUCGAGGUCGCAGCCGGCAACCCUAUCCCUCUCUCGCAAGACCAGAUCACCUGCACCGGCCACGCUUUCGAAUGCCGCGUCUACGCGGAGAACCCUCGCAACGGCUUCCUGCCCGAUACCGGCAGGCUUCUGCACCACCGUCCGCCCGCGUCGUCCGAUAGCGUGCGGAUGGAGACGGGCUUCGAAGCCGGCGACGAGAUUAGCGUCCACUACGACCCGCUGCUCUCAAAGCUCAUCGUUCGCGGCGAAGACCGCGACGCUGCUCUCCGCGCUCUGCGAAAAGCGCUGAACGAGUACCAGGUCGUCGGGCCGUCGACGAACCUCGAGUUCCUCGGCCGACUCGCGUCGAACGAGGCGUUCAUCAAGGCUGAAGUCGAGACUGGCUUCAUCCAGAAACACUACGACGAGCUCUUCCCUCCUCUUCCUUCCGCAACUCCCGCCACACUCGCCACCUCCGCUCUCUACCUCGCCCAACGCGACUUUUCGCAAUACGCCUCGCAAGGCCAGCAGUCAGCCUGGACCGACUCGAAGCUUGCUGGCUUCCGACUUGCCGUCGCGAACGACGGGCAGGGCCGGUACAAGCACGGUUACGAGCUGGGCUCGGUUGCGGCGAAGGAUGGCGCGGAGGUCGAGGAGGUCAACGCGAAGGUCAAGGUCGGACCUGCUUCCGCCGGCGCGAUUGACGGCUUUGAUGUCGAGGUCGCCGCUGCGCCUGCUGGCUCUGCCGGCGAGACCGAGACUGUUCUCUUCUCGAAUGUCGCGCCCACUUUCGACGCCUUCACGCCGACUGCACCAAACGCAGCAACGAUCAACGCCCCUCUAUCCUCGCACCUCUCACGCGUCACCAUCGUCUCUCCCCCUCCAUCGAACUUGACCUCCGCCGCUCUUCCGUCCGCCGAGACGCUUCACGUCUUCAACACCGCUGAGUCGUUCGCUGGCAAGGUGGAGGUCAAGCAGCCGAAGUGGAUGAGCAAAGUGGGCAUGGCGAGUGGCACGGCUGGGAAGGCCAGUGCGGGAGGAGGAGCGAAGGCGCCGAUGCCCUCGAAGAUCGUUCAGGUGUUCGUCAAGGAGGGCGACGCUGUCGAGGAGGGUCAGCCGCUCGUUGCUGUCGAGGCGAUGAAGACGGAACACGUUCUCCGGGCUUCAAAGGCCGGCAAGGUCGGCAAGGUAUCGGUCAAGGAGGGCGACCUCGUUCCGGAGGGCAAGGUCCUUGUUACGCUCGCGGAGGAGGAGGAUGCCGAGAAGGCCGAGUGA
Rhodotorula toruloides NP11 is the source of this 2271-nucleotide messenger RNA. RefSeq names its product 3-methylcrotonyl-CoA carboxylase alpha subunit. The coding region runs from base 1 to 2271 and encodes 756 amino acids. The transcript is spliced from 15 exons. NCBI's taxonomy places the organism in Eukaryota, Fungi, Basidiomycota, Microbotryomycetes, Sporidiobolales, Sporidiobolaceae. Gene Ontology annotation, molecular function: ATP binding; metal ion binding; methylcrotonoyl-CoA carboxylase activity. The record is from RefSeq and is a predicted model, not a curated record. Gene Ontology annotation, cellular component: mitochondrion.